Messenger RNA from Argentina anserina (silverweed cinquefoil), 886 nucleotides. RefSeq names its product PLASMODESMATA CALLOSE-BINDING PROTEIN 1. The transcript is spliced from 3 exons. Bases 132 to 722 code for a protein of 196 amino acids. The record is from RefSeq and is a predicted model, not a curated record. NCBI's taxonomy places the organism in Eukaryota, Viridiplantae, Streptophyta, Magnoliopsida, Rosales, Rosaceae.
CUCCCUCUCACUCUCACUCUUCUAGUCCUCGAUCGAUCUCUCUCUUCCUUUCCCAAAUCCCAACUAGCUAGCUAGUUCUGCUGCUGCCGCCUACAUCUCUCACCACCCUUUAACCCCCCACCUCUUCUUCAAUGGCAGCAGUACCUCCUUCUCUGUUCCUCUUCUUUCUCCUAACUACAACCCUCGUGGGUAUCAGCACUCUCGGAGCAGAAGGAGCCCCAACAACUUGGUGCGUGACGAGAAGCGAUGCCAGCAACCAGGCUCUCCAGACUGCCUUGGACUAUGCAUGUGCCUCCGGAGCCGACUGCGUUCCCAUCCAGCCCGAUGGACUGUGUUACCUCCCUAAUACUAUCCAAGCUCACACCUCGUACGCGUUCAACAGUUUCUAUCAGCGCAAGGCUAUGGCUCCUGGCUCCUGUGACUUCUCCGGCACCGCCACCGUUGCUCAGACCGAUCCCAGUUAUGGAUCUUGUGUAUACCCAUCUUCUGUAAGCACGGCUGGAGGGACAAGUAUUCUUACACCAAACACAACUCCGGUGACAACCACAACCGUUCCAAGUCCACCAACGACAAUGACUAAUCCGACGUUUGGUAAUGGCGUGGUGGGUGGUCUCACUCCGGUAACAACUCCGCCUGUCCUGGAGGAUUCAAAAGCAGUAUCCCUUCAGUUCAUGCUCUCAAUAUUCAUUGCCAUCUUCUUUAUUUUUUGCUUGGUAUUCUAGUUACCUGAAUUAAAACCCAAGUAGGACCGGUUAUUUUAUAUUUUUUGUUACUAAUUGGAGGGAGAACAGCAUUCGGGCCAUUCUGGAAGGAGAGGUACACAUUUUUGUUAGAAGUUGUAUUCUUCUUUGUACAACUCCAUCCAGUUUAUAGAGGCAUAGGGUUA